CGCGGCGCCCCGGGAAGGCGGGCGGCGCGCUCGAGCGCGGGCGCCCGCGCCCAUGGCGGCGGCGGCGCUCGCUCGCCACAGGCCGCAGGCGGCCGCCGAGGGCUCCGCGGCUGCCGCGCGUGGCGAGGACGACGCCUCAGACGCUGCCUCCGAAGAGCUCCGUGACAGCUUGCUGCGCAGCAGGCUGGAGCUGGACGCCGCAUGGCACGCGCUGUGCGGGUGGCGGGAGCACAACUCCAUCCCGGGCCCGUGCUGCUCGCGGAGCUGUCCGUGGUGCGCGCGCUCAUGCCCCAGGAGCCGCCGGCGUGCGCCCCCGCGGUCACGCGCGGGGCGCCGCGGCAGGGCGCCGCCGCCCGCCCGGCCCACAGCAGCAGCACCAGCCAGCCUCGCUGGGCUCCCGGCUGGAGAUGCCCCCUGCGGGGCAGGGCGCGCUGGGCUUCGCGGAGCUGUCGAGCCAGCUGUGCGACGUGCAGAACCACCUCGGCGGCGUCCUGGAGGAACUGCGGCGCGAGAAAGAGGAGGGUCGGGCUCUCGCCGCCGCCCUGGACACGGGCCACCUGCUGCUACUGUCCGGGGGCGCCGACGGGUCAAGGUCCUCAGGCUUCCGUCCGAUGUUGUCAAGGUGGAUUGCAUGCUGCUGGAGGUGAGUGGAUCGCAGGUGCCAUGCUGCGUGCUAUCCUGUCUGCUCGAGGCUGGUUAGACUGGCAUUCGCAGCGUUGCGCUCUGGGGCGGCCUCAUUUUCCAUGGAGCUGCGACCAUUCCAGGGAGCACAGCCCGAUUCAUGCAGUCCCUACUGAACUGCAACUCCGCCUCGGAGGAUCAGUUACCUCCAACAUUCGUGCCAGCAGUGCAUGAGACGAAAGUAGGUGCGGGCAGGCCACCUGCAAUCGUGGCCAGUCAAUCGCUGCUUCGCGUGUACCAUGUAGGUCGACUCCCUUGUGGUCCGCCCUUUGACCCCCUCGUUCGUCUCUCCCCAUCCCUCUUCGCGCUCUCCUCGCGCCUUCUUCUGCUCCCCAUGUUCCAUUCCUGCCUGCUUCCCUGCCCCCCCUCUUCUGUCGAGCACUCCUGGUGCCGGCUGUUCUUUGCCAGGCCGUUGAAUUCACUGAGCUUCCAGCGUGGCUGCGAGGCCCGUCAUUAUUUUGAGAUCUUUGGCCCCCUCGGGCACGGAGAGUCAGGAUGCGCCUCACUCUUGUGCCUGCUUGGACUAGCCACUGGCACUGGGUAAGUCUUCGCUCCGCACAGGGUUGCCCGGUGUGCGCUGUGCCUCGCUUGGUGCCAUGGGAAUUGCUUGUGUGGAAUAUCGCUGGCCGCUUGGGCCUUGGGGGAUAUGCGCACGCAGCGUGCUAAUUCUGCUGCCUCUCCUCCUCCCUCGUUCCUCCCUCCUGUUUAUCCCCCUCCCUCCCACGUGCUAUUCUGUGUGAUGUUAGUUUAGCAGUUGUUCAGGCCAGUUGGGUUUGUCCACACAUGCACCGUGCUAUAUGAUAGGAAUUGGGGGCAUUUUCGUGUAAGCCCUCCCCUCCUCCCUCUCUUCUUCAUCCUCCUCGUCUUCCUCCUCCUCCUCCUCCUCCUCCCCCUUCUCCCCUUCCGCCUCUCCUCGUCUUCGUUUCACGGUAGCCUGCGCAUCAUUUGGGGAAGCAGGUUAUCGGCUACGCAGCCGCGACAGAUGGGGAUAACUCGACCAGCAGGUCCCAGGCCACGCCAGCUUGGAGAGGGAUCGGUUAAACGAUGCUCAGUUUACCUCCUCCUGCUUCUCCUCGAGCCGACUGUCAGGGAGCGCGUUGUCGACGCGCGUCCCGCGGGCUCGGAGGAGCAAUGCUUUAUGGUGUAAAGUACCGCGAGGGUCGUUCCGAGUUUCAUGAUGCAGAUUUCGGUUGGCUCUGCAGCUGAGGGCGGAUGCAGAGCAGGUCCUGCUUGGUGGAGUCCUGCUCCCAUCAGUAGGGGAGCCGGCAGUGUUCAUCUUUCUCGGAGUCUAAGAGAAAAAAAUACCCUGUGACGUACCCGACC
Prorocentrum cordatum is the source of this 2004-nucleotide messenger RNA. Lineage: Eukaryota; Dinophyceae; Prorocentrales; Prorocentraceae. The record is from the annotation of a GenBank genome assembly.